Aaosphaeria arxii CBS 175.79 is the source of this 1857-nucleotide messenger RNA. RefSeq lists its product as uncharacterized. NCBI's taxonomy places the organism in Eukaryota, Fungi, Ascomycota, Dothideomycetes, Pleosporales. The transcript has 2 exons. The record is from RefSeq and is a predicted model, not a curated record. The coding region runs from base 1 to 1857 and encodes 618 amino acids.
AUGGCUCCACCCAACCCCCCCUACUUCCCCUUCGAUAUCCGCACAGCACUAACAACAUCCCCAGCCACACGCAGCGAUGCCACGACCCCAGGAGCCCCAGGGCCUCCCCCAAGCAUCGAGGCGAUCUCAAUAAUGAUCGGCCUCACAGCCGGUAAGAGCUGUGCCCGCUGCGGCCGCAGCUCCAAGAACCCCCACCACAAACGGACCUUCUGGCGGUGCACGGGAUUCUGCGUGCUCUGCCAGACCAAGCACGGCCACCCGGGCUCCGUGUGCCCGGUGCUGGGCGCGCUGAGGUAUGCGCAUGUUUUCACUCCUGAGUGGUGGCGCCUGAAUACCGUGUUGGACGGGUAUCCGUACCAGGGGAUUCCGCCGGUUGGCGCUGGUGAGGAGGACAGUGGCUAUGAUGGCAAUAUCGGAUCAAUGCCCGGUACGCCGGAUCUCAGAGCGACUGCGAGUUCUGCACGUGGUGCAGGUCGUGGUGGCGCGCGCGGCGGAUCUAGACGUGGAAGAUAUCGUGGGAAGAGUCGCGGAGGUCGGAACUCCCCGAGCGCGAGAUACAUGCCUGGGGAUAGAUACACGCCUGUGGAGAGAUACACGCCUGUGGAGAGAUACACGCCUGUGGAGAGAUACACGCCUAGAUACACGCCUGUGGAGAGAUACACGCCUGUGGAGAGAUACACGCCUGAAGAAGAGGUGGUUCGUUCCAACUCCCGCAACCAGGCGCUCGUGGCGGUUGAGAAUCUGAGGAAGAGAAUCGCGGAAACGGAGGACGAAGACGAAUGGCCUCGCAAGAAGCCGGCGUGGGGGUAUGAGCUUCCGCCGAACGAGAUCGCGAAAACCGAUACUGACGUCAAGCACGAAGCGGUGAAAUCGAAAGAGGAUAGAGCUGCGAGGCUACGCGCAUACUGUGCCCGGAAACAGGCUCAAAUUGAGCAGCAGCAGCGAGAGAAACAGACUGGAUACGGCGACCUCGUGGCUGCCGGAUCGUCCAGAUCAAAUGCAGCUCCAUUGUUGCCUUCCACAGCUCUGAGGACAUCUAGUAUGGGACCUGAGGGUUCAGAUCGAAACAUCCUCCAAGUCAUGCCCAAAUCCACUGUGGCACCAAACACCAAGCCCUCUCACGCUACCGAUGCAAUGAAUGAGGUGAUGCGUUUGAAGGACCAUGAGAAAAAGAUGGGCCCCGACUCCAAAAAACAGUUUCGGGACUACAUCUUUACCAGAGAAGCCGAAAUGGCUACUAAGAAUCGUGAUAUAGAGGCACACAGUGAGUCUCAGAGCCGGCUCGUGGAGGACCUGCAGAAACAACUCCAAGCUGCGAAGUCUGAGAUCGAGAAACUUCGUACGAUGCACCCUACGGCGCGCCCAGUCCAAGGUGAGCAGAUCAAAGGGCCCAAUGAACUGUUGAACGAUACCCGCAAGGAUGCACCCAGGCACGGCACUGAGAAAGCAGCGAUGCAGGUGCACAAUCGAUCUGCAGAAUCAGAGAGUGAUGCAAAUCGCAAGCUGGAGAAGACUCUUCAGCCCUCUAUCCAAAAUCUUCAACAUGAAGCAGAGAUGAUGGGAACACUCUUGGCGCGGCUCACAGUUACGCAUGGAUGGAUGCAGGACCGCAUUAGGAAGUUGGAAUCAUACGUUCAGGAGUCUGAGGAUCGUGAUACGCGUCCCUCUAUUGACGGGGAAGUGCCUCCUAGUCGCCCCGUCGAGACAGCAAAGCAGCUGGAUGACCAGACGAAUCGAAAUGGUCUUACUCAGCCAGUUCCAAUGGCAUCGUUGUUUGCUCAACAGGGUGAAGCCUCUACCAACGACAGACGUCCAAGCUCCGUCUGGCAACCUGUUAUCAAAAAAGAACCAGAGUGA